This is a messenger RNA of Eucalyptus grandis, 976 nucleotides long. RefSeq lists its product as uncharacterized. Lineage: Eukaryota; Viridiplantae; Streptophyta; Magnoliopsida; Myrtales; Myrtaceae. The record is from RefSeq and is a predicted model, not a curated record. The transcript is spliced from 7 exons. The annotation marks the transcript as partial.
GAAGUGUGUGAGGAUUUGGCGAUAUUAACCAACGGCGGUCGCCUCCCUUACAUCCCCGGCAGCCGCUGUUGGUCCGACGUCAGCCAUGUCUGCAACCGCGACGACUGCGGCCGUCUUCGCAUCGAGUCCCGCCACGCGGAAUCCCGGUCGUUCCCCGCAAGAACACCCGGGAAUCCAUUCUUUCUGAGGGAUUCCUUCGCUUCUUCUUCGAGUUCAAGAUCGUCUCUUUUCGGUCGCACAUCCUUCGUCGCGAGCCGAUCGAUACAUGGGGGGUCCACCAGGCGGAGCUCGCUUUCCACCACGGGCGUUAGACCUUUCUCUCCGGUCAUGCAAUGGCAGGACUGCACGGUCAAGAUGGAGAUGGACGUACCUAUUUCGGUGGCAUAUAAAUGUUACUCCGAUCGUGAAGCAAUUCCUCGUUGGAUGCCUUUUAUUUCUUCUGUAAAGAUCUUGGAGGAUAAACCUGAUUUAUCAAGGUGGUCUCUAAAGUAUAAAGCCUUCGGUCAGGACAUUGAAUAUUCUUGGCUUGCUCGAAAUAUGCAGCCAAUCCCAAACCAGAAAAUCCACUGGAGAUCUCUAGAAGGUCUAUCGAACAGAGGAGCUGUUCGGUUUUAUCCAAAAGGUCCAUCUUCCUGCAUAGUAGAACUGACUGUUUCUUAUGAGGUGCCUCAACUUUUGGUUCCUGUUGCAUCGGCACUCCAACCUUUUCUCGAGAGUUUACUGCGACGUGGUUUGGAACGCUUUGUAGUGUUAGCUAAGAGCUACUAAGAAGACCGAAAAUACCUAAUUAUCUAACAAAGAUUUGUGGAAUGUAACAUUCCGAAUGGUUACAUGCUGGAUCGUUUCCAUAUAGGGGCAUCCGAACCAUUCUUAAUGGAAAUCAUCUGUAUUCUUUGCCGGCAUGAACUACAUUCUUUCACCCAACUGUUGUGUUAUACUUCCAUUCUUUCAAUAAGUGAAUUAUGAUAUUCAUACA